GAGAGGCAGAUGAAGCAGAAAGGUCCUUUCCAAGAGCUCCCUCGCUGUGCUCACCCCCAGCAGCUCCCUGGCAUGCCAGGCCCCCCCAUUAUCCCCCUUUGUCCCCUCUGCCAAGGGGUUUGCUGGAAAACCAAAAUCCCGGGCUGAGGCUGUGGGGUGCAGCUGCUCUGUCUUCGCAGCUUUUGUCUUCGGCUGCGCCUUGUUUUAAUUUUAAAAAUAGAGCUUUGGGCCUUUUCGAAGGCUUCUCCUGGAGGAGCAGCACGUGGCCCUGGCCUCACAGCAGCCGUGUUCCUGGGAGCGGUGGGGACGGUGGAAUUGCCAACAGCCUUUUCCAAGCAGGGAGAUCCCAAACCAGAGUUCCCAAAUCAGCACCCUCACCCCCCCUCUGAGGGAUCUGAGCUCGGAGAAGGAACACUGAGGGUGUCUGAGUUAAGGUACCUGGGCUGGCUGUGGGAGUGCGGGGGGCUGAGUGCCCCAUUACGGGGUUUUCCUCAGCAAGGCGGGCUCCCCUCUCUCCAGAUGAGCAAUUUUAGGGAAUAUUGUGUGUUUGGAAUGUGGGUUUGGUGUCCCCAAAAUAUCAGGCUUUGCCUGAAGGGAAGAGGGGGGCAAGGGGUACAUGGGGGCUGUUUCCAUCCUAUCGGCACCAACCAAAACUGGUGGCUGGAGCUGGUGACUUUCCAGCUGGAAAAUUAUCCAUCCAUGGAUUAUUUUGGGUGCUCCAGGCUGUUCCCCAGCCCCCUGUCUCCCCAAAACCUGAUGCUCGAUGUGAGACCCUCCCAAAAUCCCGGACGGGCUUUGGAUGGACCCAAAGAGCCCCUAAAUCCAGGCGCUCCUGGUUUGUGGGACACAGCUGGGAUGGGAAGGGACAAUGGGCGCUUCCAAGGGCUGUUCCUGUUCAUAAGGCCACGUUGUCACUGCAAGCCCUGCUGCUCGGCUCUUUUGCUUUACAAAUAGCUGGAGAGUUCAUGGAAAUCUGGGAUUGCUUUCCAGGAGGAAAUCUGGCCUGAGAUCUGGGGAUGUAGGAACCACAUCGCCCUUUUUGCCUUUUUUAUUUUUUUUACUCCUUUUAAACUGAGCAACAGCUCAGCUCCAGUAAGGAGCCCAAAGCUCCCUAAGGCACGGAGAACUCCAGCACAGCCAAAGGCUUUUGCUGGCCCUGAAAGGCAAGGCUGGGAACUGCAAGGGGAAGGAAAACGCAAGGAGAACACCCACCACGGCGCAUUGGCUGGUUUAUUCCCGGGAUGGAUUCUGAAGGCAGCCUGAAAGGUGGCGACAGGGCUCUGGAAAGGAGUGUGAUCCACAGGGCAUGCAGUGAUGGAAGCCUCUCCCGGGGACACUGACCCUAAAUCCCAGUGGGAAUAACUCUCAGUCCCUGUUUUGUGGGUGUUUCACCAAAAAGCUUAGAUUCCCGAGCUCGGCUUGUGGAUGCUGGCUUUGCAGCCGAGCCAAGCCCUCCCCGGGGCGUGUGGAUCUACGAAGCCUCGCCAAAGGUGGUAAAUCCCACCCCAGUAAUUCCAUCGGCUCCGGCUAAUGCUGUGGGGGAACAGCUCUGAAUCCCCACAGGGUUUAUGCACUGCUACUUGUUCCCCUUUUCCAGGUCACGGGGAGUGUUGAGCCCCUCAAGUGCCUGUAGCAUCCCUGGUAGAAGGAACACCCCUUCUUCCUUCUUUGGUUUUUAAUUUUUCCCUUUAUUUUACCCAGUUUUGGGGUCCCCUGAGUCCACCACCUACAGCUCUCCUAACCACGUUCCCCAGCCCCUUUGGGAUGGACAUCACGGUCUCCUAGCUCAUAUCCAAGCUUUUUUCAUCCUUUCUCCUUAUCCUGGACCCACCUCCUCUCCUGCUCUGGAGUCCCCUCUUGCCCUGAUGGGAUCCACCAUUUUUCCCUCCAUCCAACACUGGAUAUUGCCCCUGCUGCAACGAAAAAUUAAUCCUGGAGAGCAAAAGCCCCUCUAGGGGCUUAUUUGGGCCACAGAUGGGAAUUUUCCUGGUGGAUUUGGGACUCUCCUGAUGAGCAGCAUCUGGGGCGAGCAGGGCUUUGGCCUUGGGAUUGCUGGGGUUUUGCCUGGAUGCAGGAUGGGGAAAUGCUUUUAAAUCCCAAGUUUUUUAUCUCUGGGCAGCCAACAGGUUGUAAUAUUGCUUGGAAAAUCCAGGUCUUCCCUGAUCACCUGUAGACAGGGUGAGAUGAGCGUGAGUGGGGACUGGAGCAUGGAGAAGUCAAUGGAAAUCUCAGAUUUCCAGAGUUCUCGCACCGGCGGUGAUUGCAGUCUGGAUCAAGUUCCUUCGGCUCCACGGGUCUCGGACGCGGCCAGGAGGAAAAGCUGCCCUGGGAAAGAGGAGGAAAACCUGCUGCUGGUGGGAAAAACACCGGGGACUCUUCGGGGGCCGCGACAGCAUCCCUGAACCUGCUUUUAGGAAGGCAGAGAAGCGGAGCCACAGCAUCCCUGCGAUCGCACCAUGCCCCUCUCCCGCCACACCGGCCAAAUCCCGGAGUCCACCUGGACCUUGGGCUUCAGGGAGAUGACGGAGCCCUGGAAAGGCGCCGUGGGCUGCCUCGGCGUGGCCGUCUUCUUCGCCAUGACCAUCGGCAUCAUCUCGUGGCAGGCAGUGGAGCAGUCCCCGGAGGAGUGGGUGCUGCGGGGCCGGGAUGCAGGGAUGCUGUGGGAGCGCGGCCGCGGGGCGCUGCUGCUGCGGGCGCUGCCGGCCGGCCGGCCCGUGCUGGCCAUCGCCGUGGGCAGCGUGCCGGCCACCGAGCCCCCGCCGCCCCGGGACCGCUGCUGGCACGACGGCGGCCAGUUCUGCUAUUCCUGGGAGGAGGACGCCGAGCUCCGGCUCUCCCUGGAGCCGCCGGCAGCCCCCGGCACCGAGUGCUACGGCGUCCGCUGGACCCCGCUGCGCCCCGACUUGACCCUGAAGGAUUGUUUUUCCAUGGCCAAUGUCUCCUGGUAUGGAGGGCCAAGCAUCCGUGCCCAGCGCUGGCCCCUCAACGACGCCGAGAGCCCCGCACAGCCCUUGGUCAGCGGCAACCUUGGCACAAACCCCGAGGGCUUCGGGCCUGUCCUGGAGAGGUACUUCCUGGGAUCCACAGGAGUGACGGUGACGGUGGCUCCCGACGUGCCCCUGCUCCUGUCUGUGGAGAGCCACAGGCAGUUCUGCCUGGAGACGCCGGCGGGCCGCGCGGAGCCCCUGCACUACCAGCUCUGCGUCAGCGCCGACAUGGCGGCCGCCCGCCGGCACGCGGCCAGCGCUCCGGCAGGAGCGGCUCGGACACUGCCGGACACCGCGCUCCUGCCGUCUCCGAUCUGGCGGUACCACGGCCCGGAGGGUUCCGCCGCCAAAAUCAAGCGAGGCCUGAGAUCGCUGGUGAGGAGGCUGAAGCGGCAUCGCCUUCAGGAGGGCGUCGUGGCCCUGGGGGAACGCGGCACCGCCGUCCUCGCCGCCGCGGACCUUGUGCCCUCGGAGCGCAGGAAGCGGCAGGCCCCGGCGCUGGUGGAGCCCCUGGAGCUCUCCAUCACGCUGUCCCCGUACGCUGGCGUCACCUCCCCGCUCUUCCUGCGCUCCCUGCGCGGCGGCGAGGCCGCGGGAUACUGGCUCAGCCGCCAGCCCCGACCCGGGGGCAGCUCGAUCCCACUGCUGACCACCUGGAAAGGGCAGCUCUGCGCCCGCCUGAACGUCACCAGCGAGGCGGCGCUGGGUUGGUACCUGGCUCGUGCCCGGCGCCUGCAGCAAGCGCUGGGGGCCACCUACGUGGCCUUCGAGGGAGUCGAGGGCAAUUCCUUCCUGGAGCAGGACGUCCCUGCUCCCGCCGAGCUGGCGGGUGACGGAUACACCGAGGUGCUGGCAGCAGCGCUGGCAACGCUGGGCAAUGGCACCAUCAGUGCCGGGACCAGAUCCAGUCACCUCCCACUGUUUGUCCAGAUGAGCCCGCUGCGCUCCGACUGGAGCCAUGCGGGGCUGAAGGGGCUCAUCCCCUCCGUGCUGCACUACAGCCUCCUGGGCUACAACUUCUUCAUCCCUGAUGCAGUAGGAGGGAGCGUGGCCGGAGCCACCCCGCAGGACCCGGAGCUAUUUGUGAGGUGGCUGCAGAUUGUGACAUUCCUGCCCGUGAUGGCCUUUGGGACCCCGCCCUGGCUCUGCUGUGAUGCCUGGGUCGUGAAUCUGACCCGCCAGUGCAUCCAGAGGCACCAGGACUUCGUUGUGCCGCUGCUCCUAAAAUACAGUGAGGAGUGGCAGAGUUUGGGAUACCCCAUCUUCCGGCCUGCCUGGUGGCUCAGCCCCAUGGAUCCAGUCGCCUUCACCAUAGAGGAUGAGUUUCUCAUUGGAGAUGAGGUCCUGGUUGCCCCAAUAACAGAAAAGGGACAAACAUGGAGGGAUAUCUACCUGCCGGGAGAGGGGCACCUCUGGCUGGACACCAACACUGCCCGAGUGUUUGAUGGAGGCACCACCCUCAGGAAUUACUCUGCCAGCCUGGCCGAGGUGCCAGUGUUUGUGAAGACCUCCUGAGCCCAGGCUGGGCAGCUUGCCACAGACACCUCCGGGGGCAGCGCUGCCCGCAGGCGCUCGCUCUCCCCCCUCAGACUUCCAGCCUCUUUGCACUUCUCCAAGACCCUUUUUUUUUUGUUUCAGUCUUUCUUGUUUUGUUUUUUUGGUGGGUUUUUUUGUUGUUGGUUUUUUUUUUUUUUUGUUCGUUUUGGGUUUUUUUAUUAUUUCAGCAGAAAUUGUCUGGAUUUCCCUACUCAUUGUUAUCCCAAAAUAGUGGCUCUGCCACCAACAUCCCUCCACACCGAAUGCUGCAUUUUUCCAGGGUUUCCCCGGUGAAAUGUUUGUGUGUGUGUGUGUGUGUGUGUUCAGGUGGGCACAUCCAGCAUUUCCAGGCCCCUGGCACCAUGCUCAGAGAGGCAGGGAGUGGAUUUCCCAGGAGACAAAUGAACACCAGCUUAUACCUGAGGGGAAGUUUUGUAUUUAAUGAAAAAAUUAAAUCCAGGGAAAAAUUACCAGGAUAGUUUUGGUGCUGUGUGUAGCCACCUCCUGUGCCGAGCAAUGCUUCUCCCACCUGAGGCUGUGAGUGGUUUCUAGGUAGCAAGAGCCCACAUUUGGAGUAUAUUUGAGAAAAGGAGUGAAUUCCAGGUGGAUUUGAAGCAGGUUUCUGUGGAAGAAAAAUAAACUUGAUCAAGCAGA
Molecule: messenger RNA, 5177 nt
Organism: Corvus hawaiiensis (hawaiian crow)
Lineage: Eukaryota; Metazoa; Chordata; Aves; Passeriformes; Corvidae
Product: SITS-binding protein-like
Exons: 14
Coding region: 2457-4502 (681 amino acids)
Source: RefSeq, a predicted model, not a curated record